UUCUCUCUCUAAACUUCUGUACAAACCAAAUAUCAAUUGGUUUCUCGCUUUUUUAGGGUUUAUGAGAUCCGAAAAUCUCUCCCUCUCUCUCAAUCUCCGUUGAUUCUCUCUCUAGAUUGACAGCCUCAUUUCCAAAGCCCAUUUGUGAUUUUUGAAAAUCUGUUGUCCUUUAUCUUCGGAUUUCUAAACAUUUCUACCGUCAGAUUUCAAUAAUCAAUGGCUUUGACCAUCUUAGGGUAGAAGAUUUCGGAAGUCUUACCAACCCACCACAUUCCAACCAGAGUUGAUGCUUCAGAUUUUGAUGUUCGGUUCAUUUUCCUGUUUUAGCCCACUGUUCUUGGGUCGUCUCUCUCUCUAACACAAUUGGUAGCUCUCAUUCUCAAACUUCCAUCAACGUGUGUUGGUUUUGAUUGAGUUCUUUAGACUUGGCGAUCUGGGUUUCAUGUAGUUUCAUAAUUUAUGUGAAAUUGAAUUUCUUUUCAAUUUCCUCCUUUUCUUCUUUAAUGGUACAUUUUUUAAUAUAAGGCUUGGACAAAUUCGAGAGAAUCAAAACUUGGGUUGUAAAACUUGAAUAAUCACCCAUUUAAGAACUUGGGAUUUGACUGGGUUGGAGAACAAUAGGUUUAGCAGUUGAUUGAUUGAUUGGAAAAUUUUGGGGUUUUCUGAGAGGAAUGUAAGUUACAUUCCGGGAUAAAUGUGGGUUAAAUUGCAGAACCAGUUAAAGAGAAGGUUUGUUGUUCGAAAUAAACGAUUACGAAGAAGCCUUAUCAUGGGUUGCAUUUACUCAAAAGGAAGUUCCGCUAAUGCACAUAUUGAGAACAAUGGGAAGGAGAAGGAGAAGGAGAAGGAUAAAGAAUCGAAAAAGUCUUCGAAAAAGGUUGUUGCUUCUUCUCGAAAAGAGGAAGUUGUCGUGGAUGUUGACAAUAGUAGCAAUGAUGCAACUGCACGGCUCAUUAAGACACAGCCCACUGAAGAAAUUGUUGCCUCCACACCAAGUGUGUGGGAUGAUGGGGAGAAGAAGGCCAUGGUUGUUGAAAAACCCGAAAAGGCCCGGCUGCAAAGAGGUGCAACAAUUGAUGCCGGGGUGAACGGAGGACAACCAAUGAUGAUUAGGGUGUUGAGCACUCGCAAUGGAGUUGAAGGAGCUCAUGUUGCUGCUGGUUGGCCAUCUUGGCUGACUGCAGUGGCAGGGGAAGCCAUCCAAGGUUGGGUACCUCGAAAGGCAGACUCAUUUGAGAAGUUGGACAAGAUUGGACAAGGGACUUACAGCAGUGUUUACAGAGCCCGCGACCUUGAAACUGGGAAAAUUGUUGCAUUGAAGAAGGUGCGAUUUGUUAAAAUGGAUCCAGAUAGUGUUCGUUUUAUGGCAAGGGAAAUCCAUAUUCUGCGUAGGCUUGACCACCCAAAUGUCAUGAAGCUUGAAGGUCUAGUCACUUCAAGGGUGUCAGGCAAUUUAUACCUUGUGUUUGAAUACAUGGAGCACGAUCUAGCUGGACUUGCUGCAUCAUCCACUACUAAAUUUACUGAAUCACAGAUAAAAUGUUACAUGCAACAGCUAUUCCGUGGACUUGAACACUGCCACAGUCGCGGUGUCCUGCACCGUGACAUCAAAGGAGCAAAUCUUUUGAUUGACAACAAGGGGAAUCUCAAGAUUGGUGAUUUUGGGCUGGCAACCUUUUACCGAUCCCAUGAAAAUCAGCCUCUAACAAGUCGUGUAGUAACUCUGUGGUAUCGGCCUCCUGAGCUUUUACUUGGCGCUACAGAUUAUGGAGUUUCUGUCGAUCUGUGGAGUGCUGGUUGCAUUCUUGCAGAAUUAUUUGCUGGGAAACCAAUCAUGCCUGGAAGAACUGAGGUGGAACAAUUGCAUAAAAUUUUCAAACUUUGUGGUUCACCAUCUGAGGAUUAUUGGAAAAAAUCAAAAUUGCCUCAUGCAACUAUCUUUAAACCUCAACAACCUUACAAGCGUUGUUUUGCUGAGACAUUUAAGGAUUUCCCUUCUUCAGCUUUAACCCUUUUGGAUGUCCUCCUUUCAGUUGAACCUGAAAACAGGGGAUCAGCUUCCUCUACGCUUCAAAGUGAGUUCUUCACAACAAAGCCUCUUCCCUGCAAUCCAUCAAGUUUACCCAAGUACUCACCUAGCAAGGAGUUCGAUGUCAAACUUCGUGAAGAAGAAGCGAGAAGGCAAAAAGUGGCUGCUGUUACAGGACGAGGAAUUGAAUCAUGUAGAAAGGGUUUCAAAGAAUCUAAAGCACUGCCAGUACGAGGUGCUAAUGCUGAGUUGCAGGAGUCCAUGAUGAAGCAAAAAGGAGAGUCAAACCCCAAGAGCAAGAAAUCCAAUGCCGAAGAAGGUGGUGAUGGUUCUUCUGUCUUUGUUUUUGAGCCAUCCAGAGGAAGAUCACAAACAGGUGUAUCCCAUUCUGGCCGAUUGGCUCAACCUGGCACCUUUGGGUCUUUAAUUAAUAUGAAUGUGAAUGAAUCUUUAAAACCUGAGGGAGCGGCAGCUCAGUUGUCUAGGUAUUCCAGUUCAGUAGCAGUUCGUGGCAGUACACGGUUUGAUCUUAGCAGUGAGUCAAGUGCCAGUCCACACUGGCCAGAGGGGAAUGCCAGAUAUAACCAGCUGGAUGUUUCAGGGUCCUCUGUAAAACGUGGAUGGUUCCAUAAUUUAUGGAAUAGGCCUAACUCUUCUUCGAAGAAGGAUGAACGGGAGUCCGGAAAGGAGUCUUCAAUGGUUGGUUCUUCAAAGAAGAACCGGAUUCACUACUCAGGACCAUUGCUUCCUCCAGGUGGAAACCUCGAUGAAAUGCUCAGAGAUCACGAGAGACGGAUCCAACAGGCUGUUCGAAAAGCUCGUAUUGAUGUGGCGAAAACCAGGAAGAAGUACAGUGGCAAUGGACAAACCGCCUCACUAAUGCACCAUGGAGGAAACGGGUGAUGAUGACUUUUGAGAAAGAGCACUUAUGGCACCUUCACAAGGAUUUCAAAACCCUAGCUGAAUGAUGCAAUCCUCAUUUACUGCAUCGAGAUGCUGACAAAACCUUUAAUUGUGAGAGGAAGUGGACCCGGAGGACCAAUUUUAGGUUCCACUUCUUCGCAUACUCUUCUUAUCAAGGACCAACUCUGGGGUUCACUGCUUCAGAUAGCUCUUAUCUAUAUCAGAUAUUUGCUGCAAUUUGAAUCCUUCAGAAAGCUUUUAGGUGAUGAAAAAAGUCGAGUUGUUCGAAGUUACAACCUUCAGCAAGCUUUAGGUGAUGGGAAAAAGAAUGAAUGGUUCACAAGUGAAUCAAAAACUCGGCCAUCACUUGGUGGCGGCCUCUGUCAUUGACAGUGGCAUUGCCGGAAAUAUGUCUGUACAGAUUAAAUCUUGUAUACUCGAACAGUUUUUACAUUAUUCAAUCUAAAGGUUAAGCUAUUUUCUCAAGUUUGUAGGAAUGAGUCACGAAAAUCAUUCACCAUGAAUUCCAGUUCCCGUUGCAGAAACUUAUUUGCUGCUGACAAAUUCGCUUUUUCUGUAUAUUUAUUUUUGUAUCAUUCUAUUUCUUGAUGCUCAUGGAGGCUCUACAGGUACUGAGAUAACAAUAGAGGAGA
This is a messenger RNA of Cornus florida, 3585 nucleotides long. Its product is annotated as probable serine/threonine-protein kinase At1g09600. The transcript is spliced from 8 exons. Gene Ontology annotation, molecular function: ATP binding; RNA polymerase II CTD heptapeptide repeat kinase activity; cyclin-dependent protein serine/threonine kinase activity. Gene Ontology annotation, biological process: protein phosphorylation; positive regulation of transcription elongation by RNA polymerase II. Lineage: Eukaryota; Viridiplantae; Streptophyta; Magnoliopsida; Cornales; Cornaceae. The coding region runs from base 695 to 2932 and encodes 745 amino acids. Gene Ontology annotation, cellular component: cyclin-dependent protein kinase holoenzyme complex; nucleus. The record is from RefSeq and is a predicted model, not a curated record.